AUGUCUGCUGCUUACUCUGUGAAGAGGAACGAGAAUCCAAGGUACAUGUUGAGGAGCAUGAGUCAAGAGAACAACAAGCGUCCUUUGCUUGUUUACAGUUAUGAGAAAUAUGUGCUUGCAAGUGAAAAGAGAGUCACUUCUCGGAAGCUUGACAAAACCCAGCUGGAUUUCAAGGACGAAAGGGAAAAGAGAGAAAAGUUGCAUGCAAAUCUUGAUGUGAAAGCAAUGUCGGGAAAACUACCUGGAGCAUUUAAAUACCAACUCGCAUUCAAUUAA
Messenger RNA from Dovyalis caffra, 276 nucleotides. Lineage: Eukaryota; Viridiplantae; Streptophyta; Magnoliopsida; Malpighiales; Salicaceae. The record is from the annotation of a GenBank genome assembly.